UUUACAAACACUAGUGCUUCUAAGUUCUAUUUACUACCGUGUUUUAUUACUGAAACCAUUUGUUAUGAUGUGAAAUCUACAUAUGUGUUAACCAAAUUUUUGUCGUUAAGAGCUGUUUAUCCCAAGAAAUUGCUAAAUGAAUAUUAAAUUUGAAGGAAUAAAACAAAACCAUUUUCACGCAAAGUUGAAUUACAAUAACAUAAAAUGGAUCUUGGACUACACAAAGUUGCCAGAUAUCUUAAAGUAUAUACCUGAAUGGAAGAAAUUACCUUUGGAGUGUCCUGAGCCCGUCAGUCGUUUACAGAAAGUCAAGCACCAGAAAGCCCAGCUGAGUUUUUCAGAUUCUGAUUGGGAGAAAAAUGAUAUAGAUUAUUCUACCAUGAAUAAAAGCAGAAUUUCUCAUGAUACUCCUGAAAAUUGUUCUUUCUGUUCAAAGUCAGUACAGCCUUCAAAUGAGACUUUAUGUUGCAAGCAAUAUAAAGAUUAUCUUAAAAAAGAUGUAGCUAUUUCACAAAGCCAUUUGAACUUUAUUUAUGGAUCCAAACAGUCUGCAAAAAAGAAGUGUAAGUCUAUUAUUUUAGGCAAAAAUAUGAAAAGUUCAGAACCAAACAAUGAGCUUCUGGAUGAGGAAGAAAGCAAAAGAAGUGGUAGAACUCUCACGUCUGUACAUAAAGUGAAGGUCACGUGUUUAACUUCAACACAAAUACAAGAUGAUGGCCACUGGGUUGCAGAGCUUAUGAAGAAGCUGAAAGAACAAGAAGAAUCUCUUCCAGAACCUCCUCAGCCUGUAUUUAUCACAGAAUUACCAGAGUUAGCAAGCUCAUGUUGGAAGAAACCUCAAGAAAAAUUAAUCAAGAAGCUGUAUGAUUCUGGAAAACCCUUCUUCACAAGAUAUUCUGAUGGCACAGGACAUAUUUACUACCCAUCAGGAAACCUAGCCAUAUUAAUCAGUGGUAUUGAAGAAGAGCAUUGGAGGGCAUUUUAUGUAUAUGAAGACAAAUCAUCAAAUCCUUGUUUACUUGCUUUGUUUGAUUCCAAUGGUAACUGUGUAUGCUAUCAGUCUUCUGGUCUGAUGAGAUGUUAUCUUGAUGUGGUAGGUGGUAUUUUGUUUGAUGACAAGGGAUCUCAAUGCCGUAACUGGACGUGGAGGAAUGCAGUUUCUACAUGUACCACUACUUAUUCAACAUCUGACCAGCCUAAUAGGUCAAAAUCCAUUAUUGUACCUAUUCAUCCUAUUGUUCUAGCACUAAAUCAGCUAGUCUCGGUUCGUAUCAUGGCUCAAGACAAAAUUAGCUUAUGUUUAAGUAAUGGAAAGCACAGCUGUCGGUUCAAUGUUGGAACCAGACUGAAGAUCAUUGUUAAAGAACAUAGGAAAUGCCAUCAAAUGAAGGUUCAAGUAAGACUGUACACUCCAUCAAGAAGUGGUGAACCAUUACAAAAACAACAGGUGUGAUGCUAUAGCCCUUGUACAAAAAAAAAAUUCCCUCUACUAUGAUCUUUAUUGGGUAUAUUAGGCCCUUUAAAACAAUUAGUUAUUUCUUUCAAAUAUAUUGAUCAAUCAGUGGUUACCUUUGUACCUAAAGUAUGCGAACAAUGAACUGGUUGAAAUAUUACCAUCAUAUACUACAUAUUCCUAUCUAAAAAUAAAUAAUUCAUAUGGAAACAACCAACUUAAAAAGGUAGUUUUUCAUUCAAACUUGGCUUUGUAACUUUUCAUAAAUCUAGUUCUAGAAUAUGAUUGUGAAUAUUUUGGUAGAAAUGUUAACUUAGAUAUUUUGCAGAAGUGCUAUAUAUAUUCAUUCUAAUUGAGUAUUAUAUAUUGUCUCACAAUAAAUGGCUGUUUUAGGGUUUUUUAUUUAUAAAAGUAAAAUCAAAUAUGAAGUUAUUGUCAUA
Molecule: messenger RNA, 1893 nt
Organism: Limulus polyphemus (Atlantic horseshoe crab)
Lineage: Eukaryota; Metazoa; Arthropoda; Merostomata; Xiphosura; Limulidae
Exons: 10
Coding region: 137-1453 (438 amino acids)
Source: RefSeq, a predicted model, not a curated record